GGCUUAAAACUCUUUUUAGACCUUCACAAAACUCAUAAAGGAGAAAGAAAAAAAGAGGUUGAAAAACAAUGGCUCAUCGUUUAGCAACCUUAAACCCUCCAAAAACCCUAAACACUACUAACCCUCAAUCUAUCAACCAACCAAGAUUUGCAUUCUCACAAACAGCAACCUCAAAGAUUACAAAAUUCAAGAAAUACCCAACAAUCACUUCAUCUACUAUGUCAAACCAGCAGCAAAAUCCAGUACCCCUUGUAGCCUUAACCAAUAAUGACCACAAGGAAGAAGUAAUGAGCUCUAUCAAAAGUUCUAUAUCUAAUUGCUUAUCUGAAACUCAUCUUGAUUUAACUGUACCUGCACUCAAGUCCAAAAUUAGAGGCAAGGUUAGAGAUAUAUAUGAUGGAGGGGAUUAUCUUGUAUUGGUGACAACUGAUAGGCAAAGUGCAUUUGACAGAAUUCUUGCUUCCAUCCCCUUCAAAGGCCAGGUUCUUAAUGAGACAAGUUUAUGGUGGUUUAAUAAAACUCAACAUAUUACCCCUAAUGCAGUGGUAUCGGUGCCUGAUAGAAAUGCAACUAUUGCGAGGAAAUGUUCGGUUUUUCCUGUUGAAUUUGUGGUAAGAGGAUAUGUUACUGGAAGCACUGAUACAUCACUCUGGACAGUCUACAAUAAAGGGGUUCGGAAUUAUUGUGGCAACAGCCUUCCAGAUGGCUUGAUGAAAAAUCAAAAGCUUACGGAAAAUAUACUUACUCCGACAACUAAAGCAGCAGAUCAUGAUGUUCCUGUAACACCAGAUGAGAUAGUUCAACGUGGUCUUAUGACUCAAGCUGAUUAUGAUGAAGUGAGUAGGAAGGCAAUGAGCUUAUUUGAGUUUGGCCAGCGCGUAGCACUGGAUCAUGGUCUGAUAUUGGUGGACACCAAAUAUGAAUUUGGGAAGGGACCUGAUGGUCAGAUUUACCUGAUUGAUGAGGUGCAUACGCCCGACUCAAGCAGGUACUGGAUUGCUCAUUCUUACCAGGAGCGCUUUCAGAAUGGUCUUGAGCCUGAAAACAUCGACAAGGAAUUUUUGAGGCUGUGGUUCAAAAAUCAUUGCAACCCAUACGAGGAUGAGGUCUUGCCUGACGCUCCAGAAGAACUUGUUUCCGAAUUAGCUUGGCGGUAUAUUUUCUUAUUCGAGACAAUAACAAAUUCAAGAUUCGAGAUGCCUGGGGAAAAGGAGCCAGUUCAUGAUCGAAUCUCGAGAAAUGUUUCACAGGCUUUAUCAUCAUUGCAGUAACAUCAAGUAGGAGAGCAUCUUGUAUAAGUUUUUUGAGGUGGAAUAAAUAUUUUCUGCGGUGAUCUCUGAUGAAUUGUAUUUUAAGCUUGACAUCUUAUGAAGUUAGUCAAUGUUGUAAUGCUAUGUAACUCACAUAUCAGCAAUUAUGCAUCAACCCUGAGUAAGUUGGGGUCCAUAAAGUGACUAGUUUUAUUUGUAACCCUCUUGGUCUACUCAGGCUUAUGAUCGGCAAAGUGAGCAAGCUCACGCAGUUAUGUGGUGCGAUCUAAUAUCUGCUUGCUAAUUUAUAUCUGAGCACUUCUAUGA
This is a messenger RNA of Lycium barbarum (goji berry), 1577 nucleotides long. Its product is annotated as phosphoribosylaminoimidazole-succinocarboxamide synthase, chloroplastic. Lineage: Eukaryota; Viridiplantae; Streptophyta; Magnoliopsida; Solanales; Solanaceae. Gene Ontology annotation, biological process: 'de novo' IMP biosynthetic process. Gene Ontology annotation, molecular function: phosphoribosylaminoimidazolesuccinocarboxamide synthase activity. The transcript is spliced from 12 exons. Bases 69 to 1271 code for a protein of 400 amino acids. Gene Ontology annotation, cellular component: cytoplasm; chloroplast stroma. The record is from RefSeq and is a predicted model, not a curated record.